AUGCCGGGACAACACAUGAGUAAAUAUUAUACCAAAUUUGUGAGUGGAGGAGUGGGGAUACAAUCAAACGUGACGACUUUAAGGCACAACGUGUAUCAGGAAAAGUCAGAUUUACAAGAGUUGACAGUUUCUAUUAAUAACGUCAAUGCUACGACACAUGAGCAACAAACAGAUAUAGAGAACUUACAAUCCGACGUGAUCGAUUUACAGAGUAGUGAAACUCGACAAGACACUGAUUUACAUCAUUUGACAACGACUGUUGAUAAACUAAAUUCGACUGUCCAGGGACAAACGGCAGAACUAGAGAGCUUGGAGUCAAAAGUAAUGACAGUACAACACAAUGUCACCAUUCAAGAUGUCAACAUACAGGAGUUGACAUCAGCUAUCAAAAAUGUUAAUGUUACAGUACAGCUACAAGCACGACUUCAGCAGAACGUGACCAAAAGUACGAGCAUGUGCAACUCGAAUCAGUUUUAUGGGACGUGUAAUAUUACUUGCUUACCGGGUCUUCUACUGGACGUUGAUAAUGUCGAGUAUCCACCCAACAGCUACAGUGUGAUGUACAAUGCGUCUGGGGAAUGGAGCGGUAUGUUUUAUGCUUGCAACAGACUUGUAUGGUGUGUUCAACCACAGCAGCUUUUGAAUGGUACAGUCGUCUGCACAGGAAGAGCCUACUUGGAUACUUGCGAAUAUGAAUGCUUCGAUGGAUUUUUUCUGGACGGGCCAUCUAAACGUACUUGCAACGAAGUAGCAAUGUAUUCAGGUGAUGAGCCACAAUGUUCAUCUCGAGAAUGUGACGAUUUGCCACCAGCAACGUUUGGUAGCAUUGCUUGCACAGGCACAAAAUAUGGUGACAGUUGCACUGUAAUGUGUGAUCCCGGUUAUCGACUGGUGGUAUCGGGACGUCGCUUUUGCUUGGCAGACGAGUCGUGGUCGAGUAACUCAACCGUGUGUGAGGAAUAUGAUUAUUGUGUUUUGGGCAAACACAAUUGUAAUGAAACUACAGCAACGUGCAAAUCAACAGGUCGACGUCAGUUCACGUGUACGUGUAAUGCUGGGUUUGCAGGCAAUAGCGCUUACUGUGGGAAAGACACGGAUGCCGAUGGAAGGCCUGAUGUGUCUCUCCCGUGUGCUAACUUUAGUUUACUUUGUGUGGCUGAUAACUGUCCGUUUGAGCCCAACAGUGGACAGGAGGACUCGGACGGAGACGGUAUUGGUAACACUUGUGAUGUGGAUGAUGACAAUGAUGGGUUUAUGGACAUCGACGACAACUGUGAUACAGUGGUGAAUCCUAAUCAGAAUGACACGGAUGGUGACGGGUUUGGAGAUGCAUGUGAUAAUUGUGUAAACAAAGAAAACAUAGAUCAGACAGACACAGAUGGUGAUGGCGUAGGAGAUGCGUGUGAUGAUGAUGCAGACAAUGAUACGUUGGCUGGUGCCUUGGACAACUGUCCGUUCCACUUCAAUCCUGCACAGUUGGAUGGAGACGGUGAUGGUGUAGGCGACAUAUGUGACAAUUGUCUAUCAGUACGCAACAUGAAUCAAACAGAUUCAGAUGAGAAUGGACUGGGGGAUGCGUGUGAUGAUGGAAUAGAUCAAGACAAUGAUGGUAUUAUUGAUUCGAUUGACAACUGCCCUACAAUCCCCAAUCCCAGCCAGAUUGAUACAGAUGGAGACGGAACGGGUGAUGCUUGUGAUAAUGAUGAUGACAACGACGGUGUGGCAGAUGAGGAUGAUAACUGCCAGUUGGUGCACACACCUGGACAGGAGGACGCUAACGGAAAUGGAAUCGGAGAUGCAUGUGAAGGUGAUCUGGACGGAGACGGCAUUUCGGACGUUGAUGAUGUUUGUCCCUUGAACGCUCUGAUAACCACAACAGAUUUCAGCAGUUUUACUCAAAUCGCUCUUGAUCCCAUUGAAUUAUCAGAGUCCGAUCCCAUUUGGAUUAUUAACGACAACGGAGCUGAAAUUUUGCAGAAAGUCAACAGUGAUCCUGGCAUGGCUAUUGGGCGUGAAUCGUUUGAUUACGUGGAAUACAGUGGGACGUUGUUCAUUGGUAACAAUAUUGAUGACGACUAUGCAGGAUUCGUGUUCUCUUACCAAAGUAACAGAAAGUUUUAUGUGUGCAUUUGGAAGAAGGGACAACAGUCUUUCACGUUUGGCAAUCAGUUCGCAUAUCCACAAGCUAAUGCUCGUGCUGGCAUUCAGUUGAAAGUUAUUGACUCUAACAUUGGACCUGGACCUGAUCUACGGGACGGAACUUGGAAUACGGGAAAUGUGGUAAACGAGUCUAGACUUCUCUGGACGAGUGAACCUUUCGGGUGGGAAUACGAAACGUCUUAUCGUUGGAAGCUGACACACAAUCCAGACAACGGAUACAUACGAAUUGUAUGGACACAGGGAUCAUCUAUAAUAACUGACAGCGGCCCAGUGUAUGAUACAACGCAUUAUGGUGGUCGUCUUGGUGUGUUUGUGUUCUCACAAGAGAAUGUUACUUUCUCUCAACUCAGUUAUCGAUGCUUAGAAAACACAAAUUAUGGAUUAAAUUACAACGGUGUGACAUCUGGAGCAAAUGCUGGAACGUAUGAUGAUUUAGACAUUGCCGAUCGAUCAUUCACUUUGGAAGCUUGGAUCUUUAUCAAUCAGUGCAACAAGUUAACUUGCGACUUUGUAAGAACAACCGACUUUGGUUCAGUGUUUACCCCAUCUCUUGGACCAUUUUUUCAAUCUUUAAAAGAUGACUUUGACUGGACUCUGAUAAACGGAUCAACUCCUUCUAGGAACACGGGACCAUCAUCAGAUCACACGGGAAAUGGUGGAAACUACGCAUUUAUUGAAGGGUCAUUUCAAGUACCAGGAGAUCAGGCUGUGUUUGAGACCCCUUGUUUUCCAUCCAGUCCUACUUGCACGUUGACCUUUUGGUACCAUUUGUAUGAGUUAGAGUCACGAAAGCUCGAAUACAUUAACAAAUUCAACACAUUCAUGGGUUCACUUGACGUUGCGGUAAAAGAAGGAGUCGAGAGCUGGCAAACUGUAUUCUACGUGGAAGGAAAUCAUGAAGAUCAGUGGCAUCAGGCAGUUGUUGACCUUUCUGACUUUACUGGUGGCAUAACCGUCCGAGUUACGGGAACUCGUGGAUCUCAAUUCGCAUCUGACUUGGCUAUUGACGACGUCACCUUUAGUGAUGGUUGUGGUUUAUCGUCUCGAUGUUCCGUUCUUGAAAGUAAACCGAUAUUUGGUACCUCAUAUGGGACUGGUAUCUAUACUGGCAUCAUAGAUGAGAAACUUCACGUUGGACUCUCUGGCACGUCAGAUGUUACGAGUAUAGCUGCCGUGCCAUAUCUUACAUGGACCCACGUUGCUAUGCAAUAUGACCGCCAAGACGGAACGCAGUCGCUCUACAUCAACGGUCAGUUGAACCAGACGAGCCCUACACUGUUUGUUGAUGUUUCACUUAACCAAGAGUCGUCGCUACUGAUCGGACAGAAUGGCUCGACGGUGCUGGAUGGCGCAUGGAUUGAUGAAGUACGGCUGUGGGACGCAGCCGUUGAUGUAUCUUCGACUUACAAUCGUUAUUUGACGGCAGAUCAGACAGCUAAUCUUAUCGGAUAUUGGAAGUUUGAUGAAGGGUUUGGUGUGUCGUCACGUGAUGAAGCUGGCACGAAUGAUAUCAUCGUACCUGUGACCGGACCGAAGUGGAUAGCGUCUUCAAUAGAACUAACCGACGAGUAGUUAGUCGUCAUCGGUAUCUAGUGCAUGGCAUGCUUAUAUAUCUCUUAGCUAUCGCUGAAACUGCACUGAGCAUAUACAACAUCUGUGUUAUG
Corticium candelabrum is the source of this 3824-nucleotide messenger RNA. RefSeq names its product thrombospondin-3a-like. Gene Ontology annotation, molecular function: calcium ion binding. The transcript is spliced from 25 exons. Bases 1 to 3732 code for a protein of 1243 amino acids. Gene Ontology annotation, cellular component: extracellular region; membrane. The record is from RefSeq and is a predicted model, not a curated record. Gene Ontology annotation, biological process: cell adhesion. NCBI's taxonomy places the organism in Eukaryota, Metazoa, Porifera, Homoscleromorpha, Homosclerophorida, Plakinidae.